Pseudopodoces humilis (Tibetan ground-tit) is the source of this 2167-nucleotide messenger RNA. It is a transcript of the gene LIPI, whose product is annotated as lipase I. Gene Ontology annotation, molecular function: glycerophospholipase activity. Lineage: Eukaryota; Metazoa; Chordata; Aves; Passeriformes; Paridae. The record is from RefSeq and is a predicted model, not a curated record. Gene Ontology annotation, biological process: lipid catabolic process.
UGCAGAAGAUUGACUACAGCUUUACUUUCUGCUUCCUACUCACUCACUUCAUUGGUGUCAUUCAGUUGUGUUAGACAUCUAGCAUAAGGAAACACUCAAUUUGCCACUUUUCUGUGGAUAUUACAAAUCACUUUUUCUCCUCUUCCACAUGCUGAAAUUGUGUUUCUUCAUCUGUUUGAUAUACUGGGUGAAAUCAGAUGAGGAACAAAAAUGUCCCGAAUUUACAGAUCUUAACAUAGGCAAUGCUUUGUCUGGAACAGAACUCCAUGUUCAGCUACUUCUAUACACAAGGGAAAAUCAAGAUUGUUCUGAGAGACUCAUUGAACACAAUGUUACUACAUCAGAAUACCUGAAUACAACCAAGAAAAUUGUUUUUGUUAUCCAUGGCUUCAGGCCAACUGGAUCUCCUCCGGCAUGGCUGGGCGACAUGAAGAAGCUUUUACUGUCUUCAGAGGAUAUUAAUCUCAUUAUAGUUGAUUGGAAUCGUGGUGCUACCACUGUGAAUUACAUAACUGCUGUGGAAAACUGCAGAAAAGUUGCAGAAAUACUGAAGAAUUAUGUUGAUCAGAUGCUGGUGGGUGGAGCUUCUCUCGACUCUAUACAUAUGAUUGGAGUUAGUCUUGGUGCUCAUGUAGCUGGUUUUGUUGGCCAGAAGUAUAAUGGCAAACUUGGCAGAAUCACAGGUCUGGAUCCAGCAGGCCCUUCAUUCACUCGAGAACCACCAGAGCGCAGACUGGAUCCCACUGAUGCACAGUUUGUGGAUGUAAUCCAUUCAGAUAUUGAUGUACUAGGUUUCAAGAAGCCUUUAGGAACCAUUGAUUUCUAUCCAAAUGGAGGAAUGGAUCAGCCUGGUUGUCCAAAAACAUUUUUCAGUGGAUUUCAGUAUUUUAAAUGUGACCAUCAGAGAUCUGUCUUCCUUUUCUUAUCAUCUUUGAAAAACAAGUGCAAUAUAAUAACAUAUCCUUGUGACUCUUAUUUGGAUUACAAGAGAGGAAAAUGUGUUGAUUGUGAUGCUUUCCAGCCAAUGUCCUGCCCAGUAUUGGGUUAUCAUGCUGAUAGAUGGAAAAAACUGUUGAUACCAUAUAGCUCACCAACAGAAGCUUACUUUGAUACCUCAGACCAAGACCCAUUCUGCAUGUAUAACUACUUACUGGACAUUACUACCUGGAACAAAAGCAUUAGGAGAGGUUUCAUUAAAGUUAAAAUAAUAGACUAUGCUGGAAACACAGUAGAGUCACAGAUGAAUAGUGAAGCGUCAACAUUUCAGCAAUAUAAAAGAGUCAAAAUACUGAUUGGAUUUCACCGAGACAUUGAAAAAAUUUCAAAAAUUUCCUUGACCUUUUCUACAAAGACUUUAAUAGGCCCAAAACACAAACUUAGGAUUCUUCAGAUGAAGCUGAAAUCUCUCAAUAAUCCAAAAAGGCCACAGCUGUGCAGAUACGAUUUUGUACUGAUGGAGAAUACUGAAAUGACCUUCAAACCUAUCCCUUGCUCUGAGAGGGGUCCAUGAAAAGAGAGCUACUACUAACCUAAUUUCUCUCAGAGCAGUGACAUUUUGAUGCUUCCUCAGGAUAAAGACUGCAAUGAGAAGGAAAUGAGAUAAGCUAGAUUUAUUUUUCAAGAGUCUACCUGAUAAUAUGCGUUACUUGCUCUGAGUGCCUUAGGCUGAAAUUAAUUGAAAAGUUCAGACAUGUAUGUGCUUGGAAAAUUGAGUAAAGUAAAUGUAUCAUGGUGGAGAACAUGCAGUGGUCUGUUCAUUACUAUUUGUUAGCAAUGAAGCAACUACUGAAUUAAAUAUGAAUUAUCUGCAUGAUUCUGGCACAUUAUUUGUCAUACAUAAAUAUUUAAAUAUUUAUUAUUUGUAAUGGCUUUUACAUGGAAACAUAAUGAUCUGUCUACUAAGUGAAUUUAAUAUACUGUACAUGUGAUCUACAGAUUUAAUACACAACAGUUUUUCUGUGCUGUGUUUAUUAGAUAAAUGAAUCCACAUUUUCUCUUUAUACAAUGUCUCAGUAUGAGAAGUGGAACAAUAAUAUUUGUGAGCACAUUUGUAAAUUUCACAGUUUAAACCUGUUGUCUUUAUGCUCAUUGUACAUGAAUGCUAUUGCAGGCAUUCAGAUUUGUUUUUAAAAAUGCUAUGGACAGGGUAGUGUUGUUUCAGAUAUAA